AUGAUUACACACGAAAGCUGACUUCCGGCGUGGUGUUUCGCGGCGUCUCGGCGGCCGGGCACGCUAGCUAUGCGGCAGAAGCACUACCUUGAAGCGGCGGCUCGCGGCCUGGUGGAAAGCUGCCCUGGCCAGGCCCGCUACCUCCUCUGGGCCUACAAUUCGACACACGAAGAAAACAGCACUUUUGAAGAAACAUGUCCACACUGCUUCCAGUUGUUGGUUCUGGAUAACUCUAGAGUGCGCCUGAAACCCAAGGCCAAACUGACACCCAAGAUACAGAAACUCCUUAAUCGAGAAGCAAGAAAUUAUACACUCAGUUUUAAAGAAGCAAAGCUGUUGAGAAAGUACAAAGACUCCACAAGUGUUCUGCUGGUUACCUGUAGAACAUGCAACAAAACAGUGAAACACCAUGGCAAGAGCAGAAGCUUUCUGUCAGCACUGAAGAGCAACGCAGCCACUGCUACAAACAAAGCCAACCUGAAAACACCAAAGAGAAAUACCCCAGGCUCCACGCACCCAAGUCAUAAGAUGUCUGAUUCCAAAGGCAAAAGCCUCUCUUUGACUUUCAGAACACCUGCAUCUGGACAGUCAACACCCAUCUGCUCCACAAGGAGUGGGAGCAAAAGAAAGAAACACUUCUCUCAACUAAAAGCGCUGCUUAGUCAGAGUGCAUCUGAGAAGAACCCAAAGCUGGACUUCAGGCACUUCUUAUCUUCUCUGUGAAGAGAA
Messenger RNA from Microtus ochrogaster (prairie vole), 729 nucleotides. RefSeq names its product ribonuclease MRP subunit p24 (gene Rmp24). Lineage: Eukaryota; Metazoa; Chordata; Mammalia; Rodentia; Cricetidae. The record is from RefSeq and is a predicted model, not a curated record.